Molecule: messenger RNA, 928 nt
Organism: Prorocentrum cordatum
Lineage: Eukaryota; Dinophyceae; Prorocentrales; Prorocentraceae
Source: the annotation of a GenBank genome assembly
GGCGGCUGCGCGUGGGCGCGCGAGCGGCCGAGGCACACGCGGUCGGCGAGAAGCAGAGCGAGGCGGCAGGCGGCAGUGCAGCUGCGUAGGCCCUGGCAGCUCCGCUGGGAAGGAGGAGGGGGACGAUGACGAAGCGCGUCGAUCCACGACGGCCCCCCUGUGACUGUCCAGGGCGGGGGGAGGGCAAGGGGCACGUGGAAAGGAACGGAACCUCGGGCACUGCAGAGGAGAGGCAUCGCCGCCGCCGCCAUCUGCCGGGAUGCAGGACAAGAAUGCUGGACCCUUCGGCGUCCAGGGUGCAACAGAUCCUUUCAUGCGGGGCGGCGCGGGCGCCUCGACCGAGAGAGGACGGGGAGCGCUGCGCUUUCUCUAAAGGCGCCCCGCUGUUUCAAAAAGCGAUCCGUGCGGAGCGCGCUGCGGCCGUCGUAGCCUCGAGUCCACACAACUGCGUGCACCGUCUUGGGCUAUAUGAAAGCGAGAGGUGGAGGAAAACUGAGCAACGCUGGGACGCCCCCGCUUGGCCUGACAGAUCACGCGGAGGUGCGUCCCGGAGGCCAGAGGAGGGAGAAGGACGAGGAGCAACGGGGCGGAGGGCGCCGAGGACGGGCAGCGGCGAGGACGAGGCAGCAGCGAGAACGAGGCAGCGGCGAGGACGAGAAGGGAGCAGCGAGCCGAGGCGCCGCGCCGCGCCUGCCUGGAGCCCCUGGGGGGGGGGGUAGCUGCACACAGCUAGCGGCGAACAGCGGGUGGGCAUGUUUGUCGGCGGUGAGAGAGGGAGGGGAAAUGAGAAGGGACACGAGAAGGCGAGCAAGAACUCCGGGGCCGUGCACCGUCGCGCCGUCGGCACCCUCCACCUCCCGCCUCAAUCCUGGCCGCGCCCGGACCCCCGCCCGCCGUGCGGCCGCGCCGCGGCGGGGGGCCCCCCCAU